Molecule: messenger RNA, 4926 nt
Organism: Felis catus (domestic cat)
Lineage: Eukaryota; Metazoa; Chordata; Mammalia; Carnivora; Felidae
Gene: SFXN1
Product: sideroflexin 1
Exons: 12
Coding region: 1405-2418 (337 amino acids)
Biological process (GO): serine import into mitochondrion; monoatomic ion transport
Cellular component (GO): mitochondrial inner membrane
Molecular function (GO): monoatomic ion transmembrane transporter activity
Source: RefSeq, a predicted model, not a curated record
GGAGAUAGGCAGAAGGCGUUAAUUCUCCAUGUCUUCCCUCGGUUCUAGAAAAGCCCCCUGGAAUAGAGGAGAGUGUGCAACAGAAAGCCAUUGAUGAGUGGAAAUGCGCUUUGAAGGAAUCUAGUUCUUUGCACAGGAUUCAACUUUCUGGUCUGUAAUUUGAUCUCCUGUGUGGCCACACCCUCGAGAAAGGAACCCUGUGCCUGGACGACCAGCCCAAACAAAUUAGUAAAUGUGCUGUUUAGGCUUCUUGAGUUAGGGUGAUUGCCCCUGGCAGGCACAUCACCUGUGGGCCCCCCGGGGUCAGAAACGUGGUGGAAAGUCAGACAGAAGCAUUGAUUCCAGGUUGUGCCAUCUUGGGUGUGGAACUUGAUUUUUCUGAGCAACUCUACAAAACUGGGGACGUUUUCUUGGAGAACAGAAAUGAGGCUUUGGCAUCGAAUAAUCCCGGAAAGCCUAGCAUCUGGCAUAGUGGGCACUCAGUCACAUCGCCCAGACAGUGACUUUGACGGGGUGUUUCACACCUGCCUGGCCCUAACUAAACCAGAGCAACUGGGCUUUCUUACCUCUUUCAAACUGCAGUUGUUUUAAUCAACAGCAAGGGUACAGUUUAAUAAUUUAAUUUUCAUCGUUAAUCUUUAGCCAGGGUUAAAGGUCUUUGUUACUAAGUCCCUGAUAAAAAGCAUAUUCUCUGCUAACUUGUUUCCUGCAAAGUUUUGGCAAAAAAUUUUUUUCCAGUAUUUAAGUAUUUUCUUGGCAUGUAGCUAAAAGUUUGAAACAAAGUUUAUCUUGGAGGGAAGUUAUUUUUGAUAGACAUUUUCGAUCAUCAUCUUCAGGCAGCCAAGCUCCAGUCCGUUUCUCCCCCAACCCCAUCACCGCCACCAUUGCCAGUGACUGUAUUUAUGGGCAGGACUUCAGCCAGUGAGGACAUCCACUCACAGGAAACUGGCUUGUUAGAAAUGUUUCCUACCUUUAUUUAGCAUUUUACAAUUAAUAAAGGUUUAAAGCUCUCUUGUGUACCUCAGCUUGCUCUAUGAGCCACCUCUUACCUCCAUUCUAUAGAUGAUAAUAUUGAGGCUCAGAGAUGUGAAGUGAGUCACCCAGUGACAUGCCUACAAAGGAAGUGACAGAAUCAGGACUCUAGUCCACAGUGCAUUUGGUCCAGUCCCGUUCUGAUUCCAUGCACUGUCAGGGUAAGUGCUCGCAGGACCAGGCCAUAGGGCAGGAAGCUACUCUCAUCAGGAACCAGCCAGAAAGAACAGACCCAGCAACCAGUAUUAACGGCCAGGGAGUCAUCUAAACGUCUACACUGGCCCUCCAAAAGGAUCGUGCAAGCUGAGUCUGUUGAACGUCAGAAGUGUGCCAAGAUGGUGUUGUGUAAACCGUAACAUUUUGCUGUUGGGCAUGUGCAGUUGUCACAGUGGCCGGGAACUGGCUCAGUCCAGGACGAUGUCUGGAGAACUUCCAGCAAACAUUAACAUCAAGGAACCUCGAUGGGAUCAAAGCACCUUUGUUGGACGAGCCAAUCAUUUCUUCACUGUGACAGACCCCAGGAAUAUUCUGUUAAGCAACGAACAACUAGAGAAUGCUAGAAGAGUGGUGCAUGAUUACAGGCAAGGAAUUGUUCCUCCUGGUCUCACAGAAAAUGAGUUAUGGAGAGCAAAAUACAUCUAUGAUUCAGCUUUUCAUCCCGACACUGGUGAAAAGAUGAUUUUGAUAGGCAGAAUGUCAGCUCAGGUUCCAAUGAACAUGACCAUCACAGGUUGUAUGAUGACGUUUUAUAGGACCACGCCGGCGGUGCUGUUCUGGCAGUGGAUUAACCAGUCCUUCAAUGCCGUGGUCAAUUACACCAACAGAAGUGGAGACGCUCCCCUCACUGUAAAUGAAUUGGGAACAGCUUAUGUUUCCGCCACAACUGGAGCCGUAGCAACAGCUCUGGGACUCAAUGCAUUGACCAAGCACGUCUCACCACUCAUAGGACGUUUUGUUCCCUUUGCUGCGGUAGCUGCUGCUAAUUGCAUUAAUAUCCCGUUAAUGAGGCAAAGGGAACUCAAAGUCGGCAUUCCCGUCACAGACGAGAAUGGGAACCGCUUGGGCGAGUCGGCCAAUGCUGCAAAACAGGCCAUCACACAGGUGGUCGUCUCCAGGAUCCUCAUGGCAGCCCCGGGCAUGGCCAUCCCUCCAUUUAUCAUGAACACUUUGGAGAAGAAAGCCUUCCUAAAGAGGUUCCCGUGGAUGAGUGCACCUAUUCAAGUUGGAUUAGUUGGCUUUUGUUUGGUGUUUGCUACGCCGCUGUGUUGUGCUCUGUUUCCUCAGAAAAGUUCCAUGUCUGUGACGAGCUUGGAGGCUGAGCUGCAAGCCAAGAUCCGAGAGACCUAUCCUGAGUUACGGCGCGUGUACUUUAACAAGGGAUUAUAAAAUAAGGGAAGAAACUCUACAGCUUGUCCCGCCUGCUGCAGACCUGGUGAGGAGAAGCCUGUUCAGCCCGGGUUCUCCCAGUGACAGAAACCUUUUCAAGAUCCACAUUAGCCUUUUAGAGUCAAGCUGCCACCUACAGCACAGCACCUGGUGUGGGCCUGGCGCCCGACACCCGUUGGCUCCCUUACAUUUGAAUCACGGUGUAAUUUACAAAAAUACCCUUCCUGUAGCUUUUAUAGUAAUUGUUUUUCAAAGACAAUAUACCAGCCCUCCCCCAGAGUUUUAAAAAGCACUGUUAGGCAUAGAGUAGAUGUUCAGUAUAUACUCAAUAAAUACUUACUGAUUAUCAGUGAGCGAAAAGGAAAUCUGUUUGAAAUACUGAAUGUUUAUCCUGUUCUUGUUUCAAAUCACUCGGCAGUGAUUUGGGAAAACACAAAGCUCUGAGGCUAAGCUGUAAAAAACUGGACUCAUAAACAUUAAGGGAAGUUUGCUUCCAGUCUGGGCAGUGGGCAACCCCAACUAAGUGACAUCUCUUGUGGAUUUGUAGGAUUGAAAGCUCCCCCAUGUACUUCCCAGAAGGCACGGUAAUAGACCAGUGCAGUGAGCUGUUCCUGCCGGCCACGAUUCUGUGCAUUCACAUUGCUGGGGGAUUUCUUUGGUUGACUUCUAAAUUUAUUCUGGUUUACAUUCUUACGAAGUUCCUCUUACCUCGCACUUGUUGACCUUAGAUUCGGUUAUUUACACCAAAUAAUCAAAUCACAGAAAUGUUCCACAUGUCGGAUUUUGGAAGUAUAUUCAAUACCAGUGCCGUGUGACUGGGUUGGAUCUGGUUUGUUUGACUCUUUAGGAGUGAGAGCCCAGCUCCAGCUAGCUACAUGUGCUGGUCAUUCUUCUAGAUCUCCUUGGCUUUCAGAAAGAUGCGGAAAUGUUGUGUAUGUGAAUCAGUGACUAAAUGAAUUUUCCUUGAAUAUUGUCUAUUGCAUUCUACCCUGUUUGAAAAUAACGAAUCCAUGGGCCAGUGUUUACAUCAUCUGUAGUAGCUUCACCUGUUUUUAACGUAACAGGUUAUGUUUCACGUCUGUAGAUGUUCCAGGCAUAUGCUAGGUGGUUGUUCUGUUGAGUGAAGACCACUCAGUUCACUUGUAAUUCAGAGACUUGUAAGUGGGGGGGAGGGGGAAUGUAGAAGCUAGUUUCGACAGAUUUUUCCCGACGAUGUGACCAGUCUGUAUUUCCUCAUAAAGAAAAAAUGGUGUGCCUUGUGUCCGUGUUUCUCUUUUUCUCUGAAAGGAUUAUGGAUCGGAAGCUUGGGGGCACCUCGAGCCUUCCUUUGUGCCACCAGAAUUUUCUCUUUGAGAUUUUCUGUCUUAAACCAUUUGAGGCAAAUUGGUUCCCCAUGACAUUCUGAUGUAUUUUGUUGCCGUAGAUGCUUCUCUUUAAGUAGCGGUAAGAGCCUGAAAUUGAAGGCAGAUCUCCAUGAGGUGCUGAAAGGGUGGUUUGUAACCUAACUAAGCGCUUGACGCCAACCCCACCUGCCCCAGCUAAUCUCAGAAUUCUCACCGUCCCCUCCCCCAUUAACUGUUAGGUCCCUUUCAGAAUCCUAACCUUCAUUGAGAAAUCAGCUAGCAACUGGCUUGACGCUUGAUGAACUAACCAAAAUUUUGUACGCACCAGGAAGGUAGGACCAAAGCACUGUUGUAGAAGGGAUAAUGAACAUGGAGAUGUGUCUUUUUAAACACUUACUGAGGCUUCCAACCCCUGAUGCUUUUAUAUAGAAAUAUUAACUGUAUCAUUUAAUCGUGGUUUAUAAAAAGGAACAAAUGAACCAAGAUUGGCAAUUUCGCUGAUCUCUUAGAAAUAUCUUUUCUGGAGAAAAGUCCACAUGAAGUGCAAUGAGCUUAUAAAGGUAAAUGGUUGUUCAUAUUUCUAGUCACGUGAUAAUUAUGAUUGUACGUAUUACUGACUGGCAGAUCUUAUUACUUCAGUAUUAGCGCGGUGUCUUUGCCAGUGUUGGAGUCAAUGUAUUAUUUCCGUUCAACUGGAUGAAAUGUUAAAUAAACUCAGACUGAAAAUAAAUUCUCUCUCUUAUUUGUAUGUAAAGGGCGAUGCGGUUUUUGUGUUACAGUCGAUGGUACUUUCGUUCAGACUUAACAUCUGGCUACCAUCAGGAACUCCUAAUGAGGAAACAGUUUUCUGUGGUGCCUUUGGCAGGAAAUGUUUUCCUGUGUGGGGCUACCAGUCUUCCACCUUCUCGAACACCAUAUGCGCCGGGCACCCACCCUCUGCCCCCCGCCCCGUGGUGUCAUUCCAGGAACGUUUGUUAUGAGCACGGGGGGGUUGGGGGGGGGGGUGUCCCACUGCACAUGGUUGGUGAGGUGAAUUUGCUUUCAUACUGUUUGUCAGCUGCUAAUGUGGAACUAGCAUUUUCUGUCGUUCAGGGAGAAAAUCUAAGUUAACCCAAGAUUGGGGAGCGCCUUAUUAACAGACUUAAUAAAAGAUUGCGCAUUGUAA